UAUUAAUAAUUCAAGGGUUGACACGGAUGGCUUAAAGCUAUAAAUACACAAAAGUGACAUAUAUUUUGUUGAGACAUGUACAGGGUAAACAGAGUGUCUCACAAUUUUAGUUCCGGUAUUGAAAGGUACUUUGUUGUGAAAAUACCGGUUUGUUAGUGAUAUAUUUGAAUUAUAGAUCGGACAUUCGUACAGGGCCGAUGUACCUUGGUUUGGUUUAAUAUAGUGGUCUAAGAAAUUUAAAUAUGUGGUUAAAACUCUGUGUGUUAACGGCUGUAUGUCAAAUAAGUGUGAUAAACACUCAAUCUAGCGAAAGAAGUGAACGAUUUGAAAAACACGAAAGUUUUAAAGAUAUAUUCCCCCUAACUCAAAAGAAUUUUACUCAAAAAGUUUUAAAAUCUGAGGAUGCUUGGGUAGUGUUAUUUCACUCUGGAACGAUAAAAAGAGGAUGGAAGACCAUGGCCGUAGGUGUUCGAGGAGUUAUAUCAUUUGGUAUGGUGGAUAUAAACGAACAACCUGAACUAAUAGGAAAACUUGAAUAUAAUAUAAAAGAUGGCAAGGAAGCCCGUGUAUACCCAUAUGGUUCCAGAUCAAGCAAGGAACAGUAUAUGAUUGAAACAUCAAAUCCGAACGAAGCAAAAACAACAGCGUUAAAAUCUAUACCAAAUUACAUCUUGGAUGUAAAGAAUAUGGGAAUAGAAGAUUUUAUUGUUGACUGUCUUAUGUCAACCCCUUCUAGAUUUCCUGUUAUAAUUUUCACAGAAAUAAAAGAAAUUGAUCCAAUUUAUAAAGUUAUGGCAAUGAAACUGGAGACGUUUUUCAAUUUUGGGCACAUGAUUAAUCCUAGCACCAGCGAUUUGAAACAACUUGGAUUAGAAGAUGUGUAUAUAGAUAUUCCAACAGUCAUGGUACUAACUACUGAAAGUGACAAUAUAGAGGAUCCACAAUAUAAUGCUAUUCAAUACAUGAAGAGUGCACAUGGGGAUCUUUCGUAUCCAAACUUGUUGAAGUUUUUAGUUCAAAUCAACAAGAGGUUUCGACCUAAGUUACCCGGUGUUAAUUUUUCUGAUAAAAAAGAAUAUGUAGAGAUGUCUGAAGUUCUAGAUAUCGAAUCUGAAAAAUUUGAAAUUCAAGAUGUACAUCAUAUUGUUCAUACAAACGUUAUCAGUGACCGUGACUUCGUUAUUGAAAAUGGUGUUGGUGGCAAGCAUGACGAACUUUAAAUGAUCAUCCAGGCUAACAUAAACCUUAUAUUAUAUAGACGGUCUCAGUUUGACUGGCAAGCAUGUUUAUUCACCGAUUAGCCUACUAUCAACUUAAGGCGGAAGCUGAUCACAAUGUGUCACGACCGAUGCAUCCACCAGGGACGUAACAUCUGGGGCAAAUUCUUAUAGUUUGACCAAAAGGAAAUUUUGUUUGAAAAAUAUAACAUAUAAAUGUGAUAUUCGCUAUAAUAUUGCUGUCUACAGCAAAGGUGAUAACCACAGUGGGUGUAAAAUUCCGAAUUCUCCAAAUUGGGUCAGAAAAGACCUAAAAAUCGGGCCUUAAAUUCGGCCAAAGGCUGUCAGAAAUCUGGGAAUGACAAUAAAUUAAUAGUUACAAUC
This is a messenger RNA of Lottia gigantea (owl limpet), 1601 nucleotides long. RefSeq lists its product as hypothetical. NCBI's taxonomy places the organism in Eukaryota, Metazoa, Mollusca, Gastropoda, Lottiidae. The transcript is spliced from 3 exons. Bases 243 to 1220 code for a protein of 325 amino acids. The record is from RefSeq and is a predicted model, not a curated record.